CUUGCUUCAAACAGAUCAAGCUCCUCUGACAAAACGUACUUUACCGAUCUUAUAGUUUACUUUACUUUUAAAUAUAUAUAUAUAUUCACUCUCGCCUACCUUCAGAACGAUCUUUUACCCACCCCUUCUUCGAGAGUUGUUUGUAGGCAGGAGCGCGGUAAUUCGAACAUUUUACAAGACUACCGCGCUAGUUGUUGGCCGACUUGUCCGGCGAACGGAAACUGCCGUCUCGCAUAUAUACACCUUUUCCUGAAGAAGAAGAGACUGCGUUUUACGCGGAUUAAAAAUGAAAUUCCUUGCUCUAGUCGCUUUUGUUCUGACCAUUGGGGUCACAGUAUUUGCUCAGGAUUAUAGCCAACUAUUCGCUGGCUUUGGACCCUACCUUCGACUCUCUUCAGGAAUGAGGGAUCCAAGGUCAAACAGAGGUCCAGUUGUGUUUCCAGCGGGACCGGCAUCGAAUCCAGCGGAAACCAGUGGAGUGAUAGUAGGUGCGAGCGGUUAUGGAUUUGUGCCACCAAACUCAGCUUUCUUCGCUUAUUUCUACUAAUUUGAAAUUGCCAAGAAAUGCCAUGAUUUAACCGGAUGUCGAGGUCGGAUAACAAGGAGCGGAAAUUUCACAAACCGAAAUUAAAAGCUGGAUGUCCUCGAUAUAUAAUAAUUCGGUAAAAUGAAAUUUCGCAAUUAUAAUAUUUUUUUUUUUUUUGCGAUGACAUGGAGUGUAUGACGUAUAAAAGAAGACACAAUUCGCUUGUGAAAGCGCAAACGACAAUAUUAGUUUUAAUAAAUUCAAAAAAAGAAAAAAAGAAAAAUGAUAAAAUUACAGAAAAUAAUAUUUUUCACUUAUUAAUAAUUUUCAAAGAAAAAAAAAAAGUAACAUUAAAAGUUAAUUAAUAAAAAUAAAUUUAAAAUUUUAUCAUUAUUUGAUUCUUUUAGUUAAAUAUGAAAAUUUGUAAUAAUUUUGAAAAAAAAAAAUAAUUUUCCUUUAUAAGGGAAAAAAACAAUUAUUUUAAAAGAAAAUUGUUUCUUUUGAAAUAAGUAAAAUAUAAUAAAAAAAAAUAGUUUAAUAAAAUAUCUUAUGAUAAAGUGAAUAAUAUACGUGAAAUUGAAUAAGUUAUAAAGAAUUUAAUAAAUAAUCCUAAAUUAAAUAAGUUACCUACAAUAUAAUUUUAUUUAUUCUACAUUAUGAAUAUAGAAUAAUUUAUAAAUUAGAUAAAAAUAAAAUAAAUUAUAAACAAAAUUAUAAAUGGAGCAAAUAAUAAAUUAUAUUAAUUAAUUUGCUUGUUAAUAAUUGUCAAAACAAAAAUUUAAUAAAAUAAUUUAGUCCUUUCGUAAAAUAUUUCUAAAAAAGUUUGGCAAAAUUUUUUUUUUUUAUUAAAAAUGUGUCAUAUUUUCUGUGUUUUUAUUUUUGCAUGUGUGAAUUAAUUUAAUAAUAAUAUAUUGUAUCCACAGAUCUGUGUAACACACUGCCAAGCAAAAAGACGAUUAAAUAUAUUAUUAAGUAGAUGCGUUUAGACGCAUGCGACCAGAGUCAUUAAUAUAAUAUUUAUUACUUUGUAAACUGUAAUAUCUCAUUACGUAGGUAAAAAAAAAAAAAAAAAAAAAAAAAAAUAUCACAGACCAAUGUGCAUCAGAUUUGACAAGGUCGGUCAUGCACGCACCCGAUAUAUGUUACCAAGGAGGACUCUCUCUCUCCUACGUGUGAAUGAUUCUUUUUUUUUUUUUUUAAUUUUUCAUUAUAUUCAGUGAAAACCUAAUUGUAAAUAUAUUGUGUAAAAUAUAAGAUUAUUGUCUUCUUAGAUCUAAGGUUCACUGAAUAAAGAUGUCAAUGUAGAA
Molecule: messenger RNA, 1833 nt
Organism: Leptopilina boulardi
Lineage: Eukaryota; Metazoa; Arthropoda; Insecta; Hymenoptera; Figitidae
Gene: Wat
Exons: 4
Coding region: 287-547 (86 amino acids)
Source: RefSeq, a predicted model, not a curated record